AUGCGCGACGGGCUUUUAGGAGAGGUGAGAAAAUCAGAAGCAACCAAGCCCGACGACGGCAGCAGUUCUGGGGCGCUGGAUGGGAACUCGGAUCUCGCGCUGGGCUCGUCAUCUCCGAGUUUCCUUUUUUUUAUCCCCGACGACAUCCGCUGCUCCUCACCCACUCUAACCAUGGCGUCUCGUGAAGGGGUCAAUCCCUUGCGGCCUUAUUAUUUCCCACAGACAGGACUGUCUCCAGCUCUCAACAACACCCCAGAGGCGCCGGCGCCAUCGUCCGCUCAGGUCUUCAGUAACUCGGCGCGCGACCUCAUUCCAGACAUCGAUUAUUCGGAUUAUCUCGACUCGUCGCCUUCGGUUAGCGACUGGGUUCGCGAUGCUAUCAAUAAAUGCAUUGUGCGCUAUUCUCACGUGCUGAUUGGGCAGCCCUUCGAUGUCGCCAAAACUAUCCUGCAGGUGUACGUCGUGCCGGAUCUUACAGCAGAGCAACCCGAUAGAAGGCCAAUUACUGGAGGGAGAAGUAGCUCCUAUGAAUCUGAAUCUGAAUCCGAUGAUGAAAGUACCUACUUUACAUCAGCGGCCCCAUCGACUCCAACUCCAAGCACCCCGCGAUCAAGGACAGAUCGUCAUCGCAUUACCGACCGCAGCGGGUAUAUUCGAGGGGACACCGCAUCUCCAGCACCUAAGCAUGCGUUGAAUCUCAAGAAUCCCAACUCACUCACCGAGGUCCUAUCUCAACUCUGGUCCAACAAUGGCCCUACCUCGCCAUGGAAGGCUUCAAAUGCAACGUUCAUCUACUCGUUGCUGUACCCGACAUUAACCACCUUCAUUCGCAGUCUCCUAUCUGCGAUUGUAGGACUUCCAGAGGAGGAUAUUGCUUCAUCUCUAGCAGCUGAUAUCUUGACCGCACCAUCUCCCGUUGUCACGCUGAUCCUAUCGUUCAUUUCGUCAUCCCUAUCCGCCAUACUCCUUUCUCCAAUUGAUACAGCUCCUCUGCCCCCCCUAUUCCUCAGGAACUAUCUCUCGAUCGACCCUCUUCUUAAUCCCUCACUGUGGAACCUGUUCAGCUUCCUCAGCUCUGGCCUCGAGCUUGCCGUGCGCUUCCCUCUCGAGACCGUCCUCCGCCGCGCCCAAGUGGCCUCCUACACAUCCCUCAGUCUGCGCCAAAAGUCUUCCGGCGGAAGUAUCUCCUCCGCGUCUAUCGACGCCUCGGACGUGGAAACCAUUGUUCCUACCCCGCGCACAUACCGGGGUAUUAUCGGCACCAUGUGGCACAUCGUCCACGAAGAGGGCGUCUCCGGCACCUCCGAUACCGAGCGAGCUCACCAGAUCCUCGGAAGAGCGCCUCCGGAGCGACGGCAGGCGAAGCGGCGCCAAGGCCAGGGUGUACAGGGUCUAUACCGUGGUUGGCGCAUGGGCAUGUGGGGUAUCGCCGGAAUUUGGGGUGCCAGUCUACUCGGUGGUAUCUCGGGCGGUGCGGAAGACGAAGUUGUGGCGCGGGACAGCUAUGGCCGAUCCAGCGGGGGCCGAUUCUGA
Penicillium chermesinum is the source of this 1533-nucleotide messenger RNA. RefSeq names its product mitofusin complex protein UGO1. The coding region runs from base 1 to 1533 and encodes 510 amino acids. The record is from RefSeq and is a predicted model, not a curated record. Lineage: Eukaryota; Fungi; Ascomycota; Eurotiomycetes; Eurotiales; Aspergillaceae. The transcript is spliced from 4 exons.